This is a messenger RNA of Dermatophagoides farinae (American house dust mite), 2846 nucleotides long. RefSeq lists its product as uncharacterized. Gene Ontology annotation, biological process: regulation of mRNA processing; regulation of transcription by RNA polymerase II. Gene Ontology annotation, molecular function: sequence-specific DNA binding; RNA binding. The record is from RefSeq and is a predicted model, not a curated record. NCBI's taxonomy places the organism in Eukaryota, Metazoa, Arthropoda, Arachnida, Sarcoptiformes, Pyroglyphidae. Gene Ontology annotation, cellular component: nucleus.
CGAGCUGACCCAUUCGAAUUUUGUGUGUGUGAGUUCAUCGGUAUUGUUUAGAGUUAGUGUGCUUGUUUAUAUUUCAUUCCAUUUAUCAUUGUUUUCUUGUGGAUUUUUUUUUCACUACAAUCAAGAUGGAUAAUUUUGUUCCAAGCGAUUUACUUUCCUUUGAUUAUGCUGUCGAUGAUGAACUUAUAGAUAAUGAAGACGAAGAAGUGGAUUCCCAGGAUAAGGGCAACAAUAAUAAAGGUAAUGAAAAUGGCGUAACAACAAAUGUAAAGAAAAUGGACGAAAAACAAAAAAAAGGAAAACCUUUAACUAGAAGUGGAAAAACACGAUUAUCGAAUAUUGAAUUAUCGGAAAGUUCGAAUUCUAACAAUGUUAAUAAACGUAACAGUAGAGGUGGUAGAAAAUCGAAUAAAUCAUCUAAUUUGGAAAUGGCCAUGGAUUCUAUUUCUCCAACGAAAAAAGACAAGAGCUCCUCAACAACAAUGAAUUCAAAUGAAAAUAAUGGCGGUAAUGUCAAAAAAUCUUCACCUAAAAAUGGUUUAAAGAAUUCUACUAAAAGUACUGAAGUUGUCUUAAAAAAAGAAUCGACUAAUGAAGUGAAGAAAAAAGAAUCGACGGCUUCGAAAUCGGUAAAAAUCUUUGUGAGUGGUAUCAAAGAAGAAACGAAAAGUCAGGAUCUCGUGGAAUUUUUUCAAAAAUCUCCAUCAUUUAACAUUUUGGAUAUCAAGAUCAUACGAUACGCUAAGAUUCCGGACGAAUAUUUUGGCUUAGUUACCAUUGAGAAUGAACUGGAAGCCAGUAAAUGCAUAGAAAAUCUUAAUCAAUCCAAUCAUAAUGGAAUGCUUAUCACCUUGUCUAAAAUAUCACCAAUGAAAAUGUUAUCAAUGAAAUUGCCUAAAGAUGAUGUCAGCAAUAAAGACAAAAAGUCAGUAGCCACUGAAGAAUCAUCAAAGCCCAAAGAAUCGCCCAAAAAAACGAAAUUGGUAGAGAAUAAAAAAGCAGAAGAUAAAAAUUCUGUAUCAAAACAAACAGCCAAGACAGACGAUAAGAAAACGAACACCAAGGUAUCCAAGGAAAGUGAAAAAAAGAAAAGCUCGACUUCAAACAGUAAAAAUGAGAAUAAUAAACCAUCGGUAAAAUCAAAAGGAGAUGUGAAAAAAAUAUCGACCAAAGAAACUGCUAAAGAAUCAUCAUCAUCAUCAAAAAGUAUUAAAAAGAAUGAUUCUAGUUCAAAAAGUAAAGAUGAUAAAAACCGAAAGACUACGGAUGAUAAGAAAACAUCUUCAGAUCGUCACCGUCGAAGUCGAUCCAGGUCUAGAUCUCCCCGAAAUCGACACCCGAUUAGGCGACCAAUUCCUUUGAGUCGUGAAUUCAUUCGUAAGCAACAACGAAUCGCUCGAGCAAAUGAGAUGCGUGAACGUCAAGAACUUGAACGCAUACGACAGGAAAGGAUUCGAUUCCAAAAAGAAACGGAACGUUUGCAGAUAGAGCGACUUCGUUUGGAACGAGAAAAAAUUGAAUUGAUUCGAUUGGAGCGAGAGAAAAUCCGUAAAGAAUGUGAUGAAUUGGCUCGACGAAAGCAACAUGUGGCUGCUGUGGAACCACCAUUUGAACAUGAAUCAAUGCGAACUAAACGAUAUAUGUCAUCAUCAUCAGCAUCUCCUCCGCCACCUAUAACCAAUAUAAGAUCAUCUAAAUCAAAACGUUUCAAUCGUAGUCGAGAUCGUGAUAGUAGCGUAUCUCGAUCUCAAUCACCUGAAUUCUUUAGACAACGGAGAUAUAAUGCUGCUAAUGCAACCAUUAAACGACAAUCUCGAUCAUUUAAUGCGCCACCACCAACUACACGUGAUCAAUCAUCCAGAUUUGAAUCGUCAUCACGCCAUCGUGAAUCAUCACCAUCAAGAGAUUUUGGUAAACUUAUCAGAUAUGAUGACGAUUCGAAUGAUUCAUAUGAAAAUAAUCAUAAUAACCAUCGUCGCCAUUCUUCGAGCCAUGGGAACAAUCAUCAUCAUGAUCGUGAUCGAGAUGAUCGUAAAGAAUUGUCACGAAAUAACCGUAUGGAUUCUCCUAUGCGACGAGUAGGCGAUAUUGAACACCAUCGUUAUAGUAGUAGUGGAGAUAAAGGUGAUAUGCUUAUUGGUAUGCCUGCUCACUCUCAAUCACAACGGAACCCGUUUGGUGUUCCUUUGGACGAUCAAUCUAGGGGAGGCGGAGGAUGGCCAAACAUGGCUUCGAAUCAAUGGCCAACAUCAACACUUAAUGAUCGUUGGAAUAAUGCACCACCAAGUUCUGCUUUUGCUGAUGGUCAAGGCCCACCACAACCACCACAACAACAUCCGCCUCAACAUUCAGUAGGACCAGCUAACUCAUUGAGCCCAUCGAUGGUGCCACCUGGACCAGUUCCAUCUAUGAAUGAUCUAUAUUCGAAUAAUUAUUCUGUCAUGCCCAUACCAGGUAUAUCGACAUCAUAUCCGAUGCAUAAUCGGCGUUAUUGAGCGGUUUUGGAUUUGUGCUCGAAUUUUUUUCAUUUCUUAUUUCCAAUCUAAUUUUCAAUGACAAUUUUUUCCUCAUGGGAUGUGAAUACACUCUUCACAGAACCAUAUGACGGAAAUAUAUUCAGCUAGUUUAAUUGGCUCUAUCUUUUUCCUCUUGUCCUUUUUUCUAUGUAUAUGAUUUUUAUUUUGAUCAGGUUCAACAUUAACAAGAAAAAAAUUCAGCAUAAAUUUUUUGUUCGAGCAUGUCAAAGUGUAUUCACAUUGUUCAACCUAGCUGCCCAAUGUCUAUGUGGUGUCCACUCUAUUAUUGGCUAUUUUAAAAAAAUAAAGACAAAUUGCUUUUUCAAUCAA